AUGUGCAAUGUGCAUGUUCACUACGAUUGCCUUCAGACACCGCAAACCAUCAAAACCAACCAUCACAUUGAUGAGUUAACCCUCCAUGAAUCAAUUGUUGAGGAUGAUUCUGGUGAGUACUACUGCGACAUUUGCGAGCGAAGAAGGGAUCUGGAACUAUGGGCUUACUCUUGCAAAGAAACUGAGCCAAUAUUUCAGGUGAAAUUGAAACCAGAACUUGAAGAGCUGGAUGGAGAAAUUGAAGGCGCACGGCAAGAAGUGGACGCAAUGAAAGCGAAUUUGGAGGAACUGACGGCGAAUCUAGAGCAACUGAAGGCAAAACUGAAGGCAUCGACGGAAAAACUCGAGGCACUGAAGAAAAAGAGCUGA
This is a messenger RNA of Syzygium oleosum, 369 nucleotides long. RefSeq lists its product as uncharacterized. The record is from RefSeq and is a predicted model, not a curated record. The transcript is spliced from 2 exons. NCBI's taxonomy places the organism in Eukaryota, Viridiplantae, Streptophyta, Magnoliopsida, Myrtales, Myrtaceae. The coding region runs from base 1 to 369 and encodes 122 amino acids.